Papaver somniferum (opium poppy) is the source of this 1520-nucleotide messenger RNA. RefSeq names its product zinc transporter 1-like. NCBI's taxonomy places the organism in Eukaryota, Viridiplantae, Streptophyta, Magnoliopsida, Ranunculales, Papaveraceae. The record is from RefSeq and is a predicted model, not a curated record. The transcript is spliced from 2 exons. Gene Ontology annotation, molecular function: zinc ion transmembrane transporter activity. Bases 170 to 1219 code for a protein of 349 amino acids. Gene Ontology annotation, biological process: zinc ion transmembrane transport. Gene Ontology annotation, cellular component: membrane.
AUAAAGACAUGUUUUGUAGUACAAGUUCGCAAACCUUGACAAGUCAAAAACAGUACUACUUCUUAUCUCUACCCUUUUGGUAGUGGUACUACACCUGAAUAAUCCGCAACUUAUAUUGAGAAUCAGAAAUUAGAUCCAAGGGGAUGAACUUAAUUUAGAGAGAGCAUCCAUGGCACGUUGUAAUGCCAUGAAAUUAGCUCUCAAAUCCAACACAGUAACAAUUCUAAUCCUUUUCAUCUGUGUUUUUCCAUUGUUUUUCUCUCAAGUUGUUAAUGGUCAUGGAGGUUCUCAUGAUGAAGAUGAAGAACAUGUUGACGAGGUUGGGGCGCACCCGGACGUGCGUUCCAAGGGGUUAAUUCUUGUGAAAAUUUAUUGUUUUAUAGUAUUAUUGGUGUCCACUUUUGUAUGUGGAGUGUCUCCAUAUUUCUUGCGGUGGAAUGAAACUUUUCUAUUGUUAGGAACUCAAUUUGCCGGUGGGAUUUUUCUGGCGACUUCUCUAUUGCAUUUCUUAAGUGAUUCAAAUGAAACUUUUGAGGAUCUCACCGAAAAUCACUAUCCUUUUGCUUACAUGCUUGCUUCAUUUGGUUAUAUCUUUACUAUGUUGUGUGAUUGUAUAAUUUUAUAUGUCACACAACGCUCUCAUAGUAGCGGAGAUGCUAAAAUUGAAGUUGAUGUAGAAGAACAAGAAAGAAACAGGAUUGCACCUUCAGCACAUCUUCAACCAGCUGAAGUUUUAUUCAGGAGUUCUUCAUUUAGUGAUACUGUGCUUCUGAUAGCUGCACUUUGUUUCCAUUCUGUUUUCGAAGGCAUAGCCAUCGGAGUUGCAGAUAAUAAAGCAGAUGCGUGGAGAAGUUUGUGGACCAUAUCACUGCACAAGGUAUUUGCUGCCAUUGCCAUGGGAAUUGCACUGCUCAGGUUGUUACCAGACAGGCCGUUCCUCGCAACAAUUGCUUACUCAUUUGCAUUCGCUAUUUCAAGUCCAAUUGGAGUAGGCAUAGGUAUUGGUAUUGAUGCCACUACCCAAGGAAAAGUAGCUGAUUGGAUCUAUGCCAUUUCAAUGGGUUUUGCAACUGGAAUUUUCAUCUAUGUGGCCAUUCACCAUCUUAUUUCUAAAGGCUACAAACCAGAAAAACCUUCUUUCUUCGACACCCCGUUUUUUAAGUUCGCUUCGGUGCUUCUAGGCGUGGGAGUGAUGGCAGUGGUCAUGAUCUGGGAUUAAUAUUGAUGUUGGUAAUACAGAAUCUCUGCAAUACUUCUAGGAUCACUUGUUUUUUUGCCAACUACAUGCUGGAGAAUGAAAUUAAUUUGAAUCUACCAUCAACUGAGGAACAACAAUGUCCUUUAGAUGGAAAAAAGACUCACAGGAAGCUUAUGAACUUUCUCACACCAACAGGGGUAAAAUUCUUGCUGGUGUCUCACAUUAUAAGCAAUGUAACAACCUUAACCAAUACACCUCUUCUCGGGAAUGUGAAACCAGUAUUUUACUCGCUUGUUGAAUAAACUAACACUUGUUUUUUAAA